AUGUCAAUCUUGGGGGAAACCUCUCCAUUUCUACUCAUAUUGCUCCUGGCAACACUCUUCCAUCUCUCACAUGGCGAUGUUGGCACUGCUGCCAACUACAGUCCUCCAUAUUUACCCACUGCCUGCUAUGGGAAUUCAGCAUCACAAUUCCCAUCAACCAACAUGUUUGCCGCCGCCGGCGAGGGUUUAUGGGACAAUGGUGCAGCUUGUGGGAGACAAUACUUGGUGAGGUGCAUUAGUGCAGCUGUCCCUAGAACUUGCAAUCCGGACCAGGUCAUUCAGGUAAGAAUAGUGGAUCGUUCGCAAACAUCGAGGUCAAGACCUUCAUCAAAUGGUGCUACCAUAGUCCUUUCUACGACCGCAUUCGGUACCAUCGCAGACCCUUCUGCAACAUCGAUUAACGGUUUGAUGAAGAGGAACCUUGUGUUUCUAGAUAACGUGCAAGAGGAUCUGAGGAUGCAAAGUCAAUGUGAUUAG
This is a messenger RNA of Dovyalis caffra, 477 nucleotides long. Lineage: Eukaryota; Viridiplantae; Streptophyta; Magnoliopsida; Malpighiales; Salicaceae. The record is from the annotation of a GenBank genome assembly.